AUGGUCAACAAAGUUGUGGUAAACGAAAACAAUGUUCUACCAGUGUCCGUUGUGCUGACAAAAGCGACGUCACACUUCGAAGGCAUUGAUCAAGACGGGCUCAGUUUAACGGCAACGGUUCUAGAGAGAAUAGGAAAUGUUACCAAUCCAAGUCUCGAGGUGACCUUAAACGUCAUCAAGACUGUCGACAACGUUCUCAAUCUGCCAUACGAAAUCUUCGAAGAGAAUGAUGAUGAUGCUGCGGGAAGGAUCCUCCAAACCUUCGAGACACAGCUGACGUACGUCCAGGAAAACCUGACGAUCGACUACCUGACGAACCUAGCAGUCGAUGUCGUCGUACUUGGAGCAGAUUCUGACGCCGAUGCCGGCAUUAGCUACGCUAGCAUCCCAAGAGGCGGGGUCAUCGAUGACACUCUGCAGAACAAUGAGGAUCGGCUGGAUUCGGCGAUCGAACCACGGAAUGACGCCGAAGCAUUUAUUGGUCUUCCCGGCGAAGCUCUAGAUCUUGUUGAUGAGCAAGUUGUCUUCGCCGUGUACCUGACCUCCAAGCUGUUUCAGUUAGCCACACCCGAGUCCCUGAGCUUUCCUGACGGGCGACAACUGUUGGUGAACAGUCGCAUCAUAUCAGCUAUCGUCGGAGACAGAGAUAAAAUCAUUGAAAACCUAUUGAGCCCUGUUGUAACGUCUUUCAUUUCUCUGGACACAUCACACACAGGUGAGUCAAUCUGUGUCUUUUGGGACACUGCUUCCAGCAACUGGUCCACCGAGGGAUGUACUCGGUCCACGGUCAGCCCUGGUCAACGUUCCGUGGCCUGUGACUGCAAUCACCUGACUAACUUUGCUAUUUUACUGAGUUAUUACGGGGACAUUGACAACUUUGCGUUGGAUGUCAUCAGCAAGGUCGGCUGUGGAAUAUCCAUCGCGGCUCUGGUUCUGACCAUUUUGACCAGCUUGGUGCACCGUGAGCUAAGAAACAAACCAGCCAAGAAGUCUUUGAUCAACCUGUGCGUGUCCCUGCUAGCCUUGUACGCGGUCUUUCUGGCCGGUAUAGACCGGGCUCAGUCCCCGGUCACCUGUGUCAUCAUGGCCGCUCUGAUCCACUACUUCUUUCUGACCUCCGUCUGCUGGGCCUCGGCCGAAGCCAUUAAUAUGUACUACCUUCUGGUCCUCGCGCGCAGGGAACUGAUGCCUAGAUUUCUACUGCAGGGGAUGGUGUUCAGUUGGGGUAUUCCGAUGGUGAUCGUGGCCCUUACUUUCGUGGUGCUGUACCUAGUCACUGGACACUGGGAACUUGAGAGCAAAUACUGCUUCUUGACUCCUGGCAACGCACUCUACUUCGGCGUCCUCCUCCCAGUUGGUAUGAUGCUUCUCUUCAACGUCUUCAUAUUCAUCCUCAUCGGGCGUCGUCUCGUCUGUCAGCGCAUCAAGACCUCAAAGACACGACAAGAGACCCACCUGGAGAAAGUUAUCCGUCACGGUCGAACCAUGCUUCUGAUAAGUCUGCUACUGGGGGCGACUUGGCUAGUCGGGUUCCUGGCGGUUAAGGAGGCAACCUACGUCUUUCAGUGGAUCUUUGCCGUUCUCAACUCACUCCUUGGCCUGGCUAUCUUCCUGUUCUUCAUUGUUAGACAGAAGACGGGCAGGGAAGGGCUGAGGAAGCUCCUCUGCGUUGAUAAGAUUAGAAAGAUCACACGCACGCGGGCCUCACCUGCAAUCCAUAUGCGUGGAACCACGAAUCAGGGUGUUAAUGUCACACCAAUGUAAUGGGUACAAACUGCAAGAUAUACACAUCGAACCAGUAGGUUUACACAGGUUCUUUUACGAUCCUCCC
This is a messenger RNA of Patiria miniata (bat star), 1831 nucleotides long. Its product is annotated as adhesion G-protein coupled receptor G7-like. Lineage: Eukaryota; Metazoa; Echinodermata; Asteroidea; Valvatida; Asterinidae. Gene Ontology annotation, molecular function: G protein-coupled receptor activity. Bases 1 to 1764 code for a protein of 587 amino acids. The record is from RefSeq and is a predicted model, not a curated record. Gene Ontology annotation, biological process: cell surface receptor signaling pathway; G protein-coupled receptor signaling pathway. Gene Ontology annotation, cellular component: membrane. The transcript is spliced from 9 exons.